Triticum turgidum subsp. durum (durum wheat) is the source of this 1050-nucleotide messenger RNA. NCBI's taxonomy places the organism in Eukaryota, Viridiplantae, Streptophyta, Magnoliopsida, Poales, Poaceae. The record is from the annotation of a GenBank genome assembly.
AUGUCUCUGCCCACGUUCAUCUUCGCACUCCUCGUCGUGAGCUGCGCCGUCGCCGCUCCCCGUGCGCUCGCGGUACGGGAGCUCGCCGGCAACGACGCCAUCGCCGUCGAAGCUGCCAUGGUGUCGAGGCACGAGAAGUGGAUGGCGGAGCACGGGCGCACGUACGCGGACGAGGAGGAGAAGGCGCGGCGGCUGGAGGUAUUCCGCGCCAACGCCAAGUUCAUCGACUCGUUUAACGCCGCGGAGGAGAGCAGCCACCGGCUGGCCACCAACAGGUUCGCCGACCUCACCGUCGAGGAGUUCCGCGCCGCGAGGACCGGCCUCCAGCGCCCGGCGGCGGCCGUGGCUGGCGCCGGGAGAGGCGCUGGGGGGUUCAGGUACGAGAACUUCAGCCUGGCCGACGCAGCGGGGAGCAUGGACUGGAGGGCCAUGGGCGCCGUCACCGGCGUCAAGGACCAAGGCUCUUGCGGCUGCUGCUGGGCGUUCUCGGCGGUGGCGGCGGUGGAAGGGCUGACCAAGAUCCGCACGGGGCGGCUUAUGUCACUGUCGGAGCAGCAGCUGGUGGACUGCGACGUGAACGGCGACGACGAGGGCUGCGCCGGCGGCCUCAUGGACAACGCCUUCGAGUACAUGGUCCGCCGCGGCGGCCUCACCACGGAGUCGUCCUACCCGUACCGCGGCACGGACGGGUCGUGCCGCCGCUCGGCCUCGGCCGCGUCCAUCCGGGGGUACGAGGACGUGCCGGCCAACAACGAGGCCGCGCUGAUGGCGGCCGUGGCGCACCAGCCCGUGUCCGUGGCCAUCAACGGCGGCGACAGCGUGUUCCGGUUCUACGACAGCGGCGUGCUGGGCGGGUCCGGCUGCGGCACGGAGCUCAACCACGCCAUCACGGCGGUCGGGUACGGCACGGCGGGCGACGGCACCAAGUACUGGAUCAUGAAGAACUCGUGGGGCGGGUCGUGGGGCGAGGGCGGCUACGUCAGGAUCCGCCGCGGCGUGCGCGGCGAGGGCGUCUGCGGCCUCGCCCAGCUCGCGUCCUACCCUGUCUAG